This is a messenger RNA of Neltuma alba, 826 nucleotides long. RefSeq lists its product as uncharacterized. The record is from RefSeq and is a predicted model, not a curated record. Bases 119 to 625 code for a protein of 168 amino acids. NCBI's taxonomy places the organism in Eukaryota, Viridiplantae, Streptophyta, Magnoliopsida, Fabales, Fabaceae. The transcript has a single exon.
GAGGAAGCCAUUAAUGAUCACCAUAUCAGUCACAGACGCGCACUCACACGGAGAAGGAAGGAGGGAAGGCGCGGUGAAACUGACUGCACCAAAAACAAAUCCGUGACUCUGAUUGGAAAUGGCGACCAGUAAGGGCUACUUCGCCAGACCAAGCUACCGUUUCCUCCCUGGGGACAGAGACAGAGAUUCCCCACCCAUGGCUUCCGAUUCCAUCUUUGAAUUCGACGAGUCUGACAUUUAUAACUCCACUCGCAACAACUCGCCCGAGUUCCGCAAGCCCGUUCACGCCUCCCGCAUGGGCAGGAAAUCGUCUUCGUCCAAGCUAUCGGAUCCGGGAGGUCGCGCCUCCGGGACUCCGGCGUCGCUCCCGGUCAACAUUCCGGACUGGUCAAAGAUCCUCGGCGAGGAGUACGGACAGAACCGGAGGAGAGACAGCAUCGACGACGACGACGAGAGUGAAGAUGGAUGCGACGGAGGCGGCGGGAGGGUGCCUCCUCAUGAGUUUCUGGCAAGGACGAGGAUGGCCUCAUUCUCGGUGCACGAAGGGGUUGGGAGGACUCUGAAGGGACGAGAUCUCAGCCGGGUCCGAAAUGCGAUUUGGGCCAAAACCGGGUUCGAGGACUAGUUCUUCGCGCAAGAACAAAGUCCAGAUUAAAAUUUUUUUCCCUCCUUGUAUUUUGUUUUUUUUUGGCGAGUAUUAGUGUAUUCCCGAUGAGAAAAAGAGGUUUUAAUUUUGAAUAUUUGUAUUGAUUGAUUAGAAAUCUGAGUUUUUACUGGGCUUCCAAGAGGAAAUAGUGAAGAAAUUCUGGGUGCGAUUGGAUCCAAA